Acomys russatus (golden spiny mouse) is the source of this 2396-nucleotide messenger RNA. RefSeq names its product phosphatidylinositol-3-phosphatase SAC1. The record is from RefSeq and is a predicted model, not a curated record. Gene Ontology annotation, cellular component: endoplasmic reticulum. The coding region runs from base 186 to 1955 and encodes 589 amino acids. The transcript has 20 exons. Gene Ontology annotation, molecular function: phosphatidylinositol-4-phosphate phosphatase activity. Gene Ontology annotation, biological process: phosphatidylinositol dephosphorylation. Lineage: Eukaryota; Metazoa; Chordata; Mammalia; Rodentia; Muridae.
GGCGCACUGGUUUGUCCCCCGCCGGCUCCCGUGCUCUCCCGAGAGGCGGUCCCCGGAGCGGGGGAGGGGGUGGGACCAGGCUCCUCGGCUACCGCAGCUGGAGAGCGGCCGCGCCGGAGCCGAGGUGGCGUCGGGGUGCGCUGCGGGUGGAGCGAAGCGGAAGAAGGAGGAGGAGCUGGUGCGCGAUGGCGGCGGCGGCGGCGGCCUACGAGCAGCUGAAGCUGCACAUUACACCUGAAAAGUUCUAUGUGGAAGCUUGUGACGAUGGAGCAGACGACGUGCUCACCAUUGACCGAGUGUCCACGGAGGUCAGCCUUGCAGUCAAAAAAGAUGUCCCCCCUUCAGCUGUUACAAGACCAAUAUUUGGGAUACUGGGCACAAUCCAUCUGGUGGCAGGUAAUUAUCUUGUUGUCAUUACCAAAAAGAUGAAAGUAGGUGAAUUUUUUAAUCAUGCAAUCUGGAAAGCCACAGAUUUCGAUGUUCUUUCUUAUAAGAAGACAAUGCUGCACUUAACUGAUAUUCAGUUACAAGAUAAUAAAACUUUCUUAGCAAUGCUAAACCAUGUCUUGAGUACGGAUGGAUUUUACUUUUCAACAACGUAUGACUUGACCCAUACUCUGCAGCGGCUGUCAAACACCAGCCCAGAAUUCCAGGAAAUGAGUCUCUUGGAAAGGGCAGAUCAGCGGUUUGUGUGGAAUGGGCACCUGCUUAGAGAACUGUCUGCUCAGCCAGAGGUCCAUCGGUUUGCUCUUCCAGUGUUACAUGGCUUUAUUACUAUGCACUCAUGUUCUAUUAAUGGGAAAUACUUUGAUUGGAUUCUCAUCUCCCGAAGGAGUUGUUUCAGGGCUGGCGUGCGCUACUACGUAAGAGGAAUUGAUUCUGAAGGUCAUGCAGCUAACUUUGUAGAAACAGAACAGAUUGUGCACUACAAUGGGAACAGGGCGUCGUUUGUACAGACUCGAGGAUCAAUACCUUUUUUCUGGUCACAAAGACCAAAUCUAAAGUACAAACCACAGCCACAGAUCAACAAAGUAGCAAAUCAUAUGGAUGGUUUCCAAAGACAUUUUGAUUCACAAGUAAUUAUUUAUGGAAAGCAAGUCAUAAUUAAUCUGGUGAAUCACAAGGGAUCAGAGAAACCACUUGAGCAAACAUUUGCAAAAAUGGUGUCAUCACUGGGUAGCGGGAUGAUCAGGUACAUUGCCUUUGAUUUCCAUAAGGAGUGUAAAAAUAUGAGAUGGGAUCGACUGAGUAUUUUAUUGGACCAAGUAGCAGAAAUGCAGGAUGAGUUAAGUUAUUUUUUAGUAGACUCCGCCGGCAAGGUGGUGGCGAACCAGGAAGGAGUUUUCCGCAGCAACUGCAUGGACUGUCUAGACAGAACAAAUGUCAUACAGAGUUUACUGGCUCGACGCUCCCUUCAGGCCCAGCUGCAGAGACUAGGAGUUCUGCACGUAGGACAAAAGCUUGAAGAACAAGAUGAAUUUGAGAAGAUUUACAAAAAUGCCUGGGCCGAUAAUGCUAAUGCUUGUGCCAAACAGUAUGCAGGAACUGGUGCCUUGAAGACUGACUUUACAAGAACUGGAAAAAGAACUCAAUGGGGACUUUUAAUGGAUGGCUGCAACUCGUUACUGCGGUAUUACAAGAACAACUUUUCUGAUGGAUUUAGACAAGAUUCCAUAGACUUAUUUCUUGGAAACUAUUCAGUGGAUGAAUUAGAAUCUCAUAGUCCUUUAAGUGUUCCACGGGACUGGAAAUUCCUGGCGUUGCCCAUCAUCAUGGUUGUUGCCUUUUCAAUGUGCAUCAUCUGCCUGCUCAUGGCUGGUGACACUUGGACAGAAACAUUGGCAUAUGUCCUCUUCUGGGGAGUUGCAAGCAUUGGAACAUUUUUUAUUAUUCUUUACAAUGGCAAAGAUUUUGUUGAUGCACCUAGAUUGGUCCAGAAAGAAAAGAUAGACUGAAUUUGUGUUUGUGGAAAGCGGCUUGGCUUGGAAGACUCCAUGAUGCAGAACUGGAGUCUUUACUGACCUGCUUUCCACAUGAGCCCCAAGGUUGUCUUACGGCAUCUUUGGUCCAGACGCACCUCUUGUGGUCUGGCUGGGUGACGCCUUAGAGCUGCUCUGAUGAUCUCUUUACAGUUGGGAUGUUAAUAUCUAUAAUUUGAAGCUGUGCUGUAAUUGACAUGUAACUUAACUUCAGCUCACAAAUCAGAAGAAGUCUAUUCACUGUCAAGCUAAUCAGCAGUUCACAGAUAAGUAAUAUAUUUUAAAAAAUUUAACUUCUUUCAUUAUUUAAGACGAAAUUAUUUUUCUAGCUCUGUUUCACCAUUGUCACUGUAAAGCAGUCACUGUUAGCAAGCAUAUUUUCCGUGUAUCCUUGGACUUUUCUGAAAAGUUUAAUAA